AUGAGUGGCGACGAGAUGAUGGCGGCUAUGGGCUUCACGUCGUUUGGCCGAGUUCAUCGUGAACGUGAGAGGAAGAGGAAGAGGGCGGACGUGUUAGCGCAGUUGAUGCCUGGCACGGAGCUGACGGGCAAACGCGUGGAGUUUUCGGUUGACGGCGUGGAAGAGGGGGCGUAUGGUGAGCUGUCUCUUUUGUGUAAGGAGAACUGUUCACUUGAUGCUGCGUUGAGUGAGAAUUGUAAGAUUGAAGAGCGGAUUUUUGUGGCGAUCUCGCUGUUGCAAGAGCUUGAGAAAGAGAAAAAUAAGUUUGACGAGUUGGAGAGCCCACAGUUUCGUAGUGCUCGUGCUGCGACGAAUGCGUUUGAGCUGCUGGGGAAGCAUCGGUUCUUGAAUCGCUCAGCUAUGAAGCUGGUGACAUUGGAUCAUAUUUUCCAGUGGACGCAUGGUGCCGGAGAGAGGUUCACAUUUGCGGAUAUCUGUGGAGGACCGGGAGGUUUCUCGGAGUAUCUCUUGUGGAGAACGCAGCAGAGCAGCGAUACUCAUGGCUACGGUAUCACGUUGAAAGGUGCAGCAAACGAGUGUGACUGGCGUCUGCCCUCGAGAUUUCAUGAUAUGUUCACAAUCUGCUAUGGUGAGGAUGGAACGGGUGAUCUCUACUCGAUUGCAAAUAUUCACAACUUCCGUGACGUUGUACGGGGACGACACCCAAACGGUGUGGACUUGGCUCUAGCGGACGGCGGCUUUCUCGACGCUCGCUCGAAAUCGAAUCAGGAAUCGAUGAUGACUCGAUUGAUCUUGGCGGAGGUUCUCGCUAUGUUUGCUGUGCUACGAGUUGGUGGGGAUUUUGUCUGUAAGACAUUCGAAUUGGUGACACCGUCGAUGCUGGAGCUUUGCUGGAUACUGCAUCAAUGUUUUGAACGUUUUGCAGUCGUGAAACCCAUCACCAGCCGCCCUGCCAGUUCGGAGAGAUAUAUUGUUGCGCGAGGACUGCGUGCUGGACAUCCCACGACAAAACUUGUCGAGAUUUUAGAAGGCCGACUUGUUCAAGCCAACAACAACGAAAACAGCAACUCCCAGCUUCAUUUCUUGCAGGAACAAACACCUCUGUGCGAAGAUGUGGAUUUCCUCCAGUAUAUGAAGGUGACCAAUGAGGUUAUAGCCAGAAGUCAAAUCGAGGCAUGUAGACGCAUCAACGAGUACGCUGUCAACAAAAACAAGAGGACAUCCCGCGAAGAUGACAUCGACCCCCGAGAGUAUUACCAAUGCUGGCAGCUUGGUCGGAUUCCUCGUCAUGGAUCCGCGCAAUAG
Messenger RNA from Phytophthora nicotianae INRA-310, 1305 nucleotides. RefSeq lists its product as hypothetical. Gene Ontology annotation, biological process: 7-methylguanosine mRNA capping. The transcript has 3 exons. Gene Ontology annotation, cellular component: cytoplasm; nucleus. Lineage: Eukaryota; Oomycota; Peronosporomycetes; Peronosporales; Peronosporaceae. Bases 1 to 1305 code for a protein of 434 amino acids. The record is from RefSeq and is a predicted model, not a curated record. Gene Ontology annotation, molecular function: methyltransferase cap1 activity.